Molecule: messenger RNA, 4233 nt
Organism: Symbiodinium natans
Lineage: Eukaryota; Dinophyceae; Suessiales; Symbiodiniaceae
Source: the annotation of a GenBank genome assembly
AUGGCUCUGCAAGUUACCUUCACCCAAGACAUGGGCCAGACACACCAGCUCGACGCCGAACCAGACGAAAGCCUUGGGUCUCUGAAGCAAAGGCUGUCUGUGAUGUUUGGAGUGGCAGCAGUUGGACUGCGGCUGGAGCACGAGAAGAGGGCCUUGCUGGACGACGCGAUUUCCUUGGAGGAGCUGCUCCCAGCUGACAGAGAAGCGGAUGAAGAUGAAGAGGCCCCUGACCGCCCGCAGCUGCUCCUGCACGUCUCCGUGCGAAGUGCCGAGGAGACCAGCCAGCUCCAGGCUUUAACCGGCAGUCCGCGUGCCGAGGUCGUCCAUCUGCUGGGAAGGCUCCCCCUCGCGGCGCUGAGCCAGGAGGUGAUUCUCACCGCUGUCGGCCGGGCUCCUGAAGCUUUGGGCCAUGUUGGGGAGUGGCGGGAUGAGAAGGAGGUGGUCUUGCGGGCUGUGGCGCAAGAUGGGCUGGUGCUGGAAAUGGCGUCGGAAGUGCUGAAGGAGGACGAGGAGGUCCUUCUCGCGGCCGUGUCGCAGAACGGUCUCGCGCUGGAGUUCGCCGUGGAGAGGGCCAAAGCAGAGCCGAAGGUGGUGCGCGCGGCCGUUGCUCAGAAUGGGCUUGCCCUGCAGUACGCGGCAGAGAGCCUCCGUGCAGAUCGCGCCACGGUUCUCGCAGCCGUCUCGUGCGACGGGCUGGCGCUGAGAUACGUGUCGGAUGCGCUCCGAGCCGACGAGGAGGUGGUCUUAGCGGCCGUGCAGCAGUGCGGAAGGGCCUUGCGCUUCGCGCGGGACGCGUGCAAGGCCCAGGCUGCGGUGGUGGCGGAAGCCGUGCGGAAGGAGGGAGCGGCCUUGCGGCACGCCGCCCUGGGCUGCAGGGCAGAUGCGGGCAUUAUGGCGCUUGCUGUGGCGCAGGAUGGUCUUGUGCUCGAGUUCGUCUCCGAGGAAGGCAAGUGCCAGAAGCAGCUGGUCCUGGCCGCCGUGAGGCAAAGCGGCCUCGCGCUGGAGUUCGCCGCCCCGGCGCUCCGCGCCGACCCGGAGGUUGUCAUGGCUGCGGUGGACAGCCAGGGCUUGGCGCUGCGCCACGCGGACCACGCGAGCCGGUCGGACCGAAGCCUGGCGCUUCGCGCUGCGACGCGGGACGUCCGCACGCUGGCGUACGUGGGGGAAGGCCUCACUGGAGACCGGAGCUUCGCGUUGGAAGCUGUGAAGCACCACGGCGCUGCUCUUCGGCACCUUCCAGCCUUUGCCGGAGACCGGGAGAUCGUUCUGUCCGCCGUGCAGCAAGAUGCCACCAUGCUGGGGGUGGCUUCGGCCGCGCUGCGCAGCGACCCGAGCGUCGUUUUUGAGGCCCUGCGGUCGGACCCCUCCGCCGUGCUCUACGCUGCGGAGCCCCUGAAGCGGGAUCGAGACUUCAUCCUCGCCGCCCUCCAGGUGAACCCACAGUCGCUCGCAUAUCUGCCGGACGUUCAAGGAGACCGGCAGAUGGUGCUGCAAGCCGUGUCCGGUGACGGGAGCGCGCUCCGCCACGCAACGGAUGCGUUGCUCCUGGACGAGGACCUUGUGCUGGAAGCUUGCGCCCUGAACCCUGAUUCCCUCUCGCACGCGCCGGCCCUCAUCUUCGAAGACGACGACUUCGUGCUCAGAGCCGUGGCUCGCCAGCCUCGUGCUUUCAGCUUCGCCUCGCACGACGUGCAGUCGGACCCUGCCUUUGUGUUGGAAGCCAUCGAAGUGAACCCCGCGACCUUCCAGUAUUGCUGCCAGGAGUUGAGGCAGGACCCUGCCUUUCUGCUCAAGGCGGCCUGUCAGACGCCUGCAGUCUUGUCGUACGUGGGCGACGACGUCCCUGUGGAUGAUGACUUCCUGCUGGAAGUUGUCGCGCUGCGCCCCGAAGCUGCAUCUUGCCUGUCGGGCGGCCGCGGGAAGGACAAGGACUUUGCCCUGCGAGCCGUGCAGAAGAAUGCUUCUGCCAUAAGGUACUUGGGAGUCGAUGAUGACUUCGCUCUGGAAGCCUUGCAGCUGUGUGGAGACGCUUUGGCUUUUCUUGACAGCUUCCAGUCCAGCAAGCCGGCAGUUCUUGCGGCUGUCCGCAGCUCUGGCACUGCCCUCGCCCACGCCUCGCAAGCGCUGCGCGCCGACCCGGAGGUGUGCCUGGCAGCUGUCCAAUCCGAUCCCAUGGCCUUGGAGUUUGUGGCGGAGGUCUUCAAGGCAGACCGAAGCUUUGUCUUGCCAGUCGUCCAGAAGAAUGGCCGCGCCUUGAUCUUUGCGUCGAAGGAGCUGAGGCAUGAUGAGGAGCUCGUCCUGGCGGCGCUGGCCACACACACAGGCGCAAUCGUCCACGCUCCGCCGGCCCUGCGCUCCGAGAGGACCUUCGUCCGCCGAGCCGUCCGCCAGGCAGGCUUGGCCUUGGAGCAUGUGGACAGCGAGCUGCAAAGUGACGAGGAAGUGGUGCUGGACGCCAUGAGCCAGGACGCAUUUGCCCUCCAACAUGCCAACGAGGAUCUCCGGAAGAGCAGUCGCUUUCUCACGCAGAUCUUGGAGCGGUUUGGUGUCGCUGACGACCCCGAGGGCCAGCCUCUCAUGGAGAGUGACGCCGAGGAGCUCCUGCACAAGGUGCAGGUACUGGAAGCCGUGGAGGCCGAGGUUCGGUCAGAUCGCGGGCUGCUUGUGGAGCUACAGCGGAGACGGCACACGUUGCUGAAGUCUCUGGCCUGUGUCACCUCCGAUGAGGCCAUCCACAAGGCCCUACGAGCCGGAGUCUUCUCGCUGGGCCGCGCGCUCCGCUCGCUCGAGUGGUUUCCGGAUCUUUGGAAUGCAGCACUUGCGGAACAGCUGCUUUGUCAGCAGCAGUUGGUGGAAGCCCACGCUACGGACAAGGCCCUUCUUGUCGAAGCUCUUCGUUCGCAAGCCAUCAGCCUGCAGCAUCUUGGGGAACUGCAGCCGGAUUGGUGCAGCGACCGCGAGAUCGUGCUAGCAGCCGUGGAGCAGAACGGCGCGGCCUUGCGGCAUGCUGCGACCCUGCUGCAGGACGACGGCGGUCUUGUGGCCGCCGCUCUGCGCAACGACGGCUUCGCGCUGGCCUUUGUGGCCCCAGAGUCCCAAGACCAGGCUCUUCUACUCCCAGCGCUGCAGUGGCACGUCGCGCGAGUCGCACGUGUCGCAGAGGCGAGGGCACGUAGCAGCAGUGCGCCGGAGCUUGGGCAGAUUUGCGACUGGGUCCAGCAGUGCAUGUUUCUUUCGCGGGGCGUGCUGGACAAGCUCGGAGCCAAUGAAGGUCUUGCAGUGGAGAUACUCCGAUUGGAGACAAGCAUGCGCGGGCUGCACGGGCUCACAGCCCUUCCAACGCUGCGGGAUUUCAUUGCAGUGGAGCUCGAGGAUGACGUCUUCAGGAUGCCCCGUCGAGCUGAGCUCAGAUCGAGCAGAACCUUUGUGCAAGCGGCAGUCAAGGAGGGUCUUUUCUGGCUGCAGCACGCAUCGGAGGAGCUCCAGAGAGAUCGGCGCCUGGUUCUGCAUGCCCUGAAGCAUGACCGCUUCUCACUUCAGCACGCCGCCGAAGAACUGCGUGGGGAUCGCCGGGUCAUCCAGCAAGCGUUGAGGCACAGCGCCUUGGCUUUGGGCCUGGCGUCGGACAGGCUCCGGAGACACAAGCGCUUGGUGUUGGAAGCCGCUGCAGAGAACUUCGCAGCCUUCGAUCUCGCGCAUGACGACCUGAAGUCGGACAAGCGCUUCGUGCUUCGUGUUGUGCAUGAGGCUGGAUUCGCGUUGCAGUUCGCCGCAGCCGCCCUGCGCGCGGAUUGCGAUGUUGUCCUGGAGGCAAUCCGGCAGAACGUGUAUUCGAUGGAGUUUGCCGCGGACGAGCUGAAAGCAGACCGGGACUUUGUCCUCAAGGCCAUGAGCAUCAACCCCACAGCGCUGGAGCUUUCCGGAGAAGUGAUCAAAGCUGACAAGGACUUGAUGCUCCAAGCGCUGAAGCUCAGCCCCGCAGCGAUUGGGCGUGCAGACACGUCGAUCAAGUCUGACAAGGAGGUGGUUCUUCGUGCUGUCGAGCAGAACACCCUGGCGGCGUACGAUGCAGCAGAAUCGGUCUUGGACCGCGAAUUUGUGCAGGAGGCUGCCCAUCGCAAGGGGCCCCUGUGUGGGGAAAUCCUCGACGAGGUGAAGGAAGUUCGGAAGCUGCCGUUUCGCAGCCGUGAGCCCGAGUGGUUUGUGGAGCUCUACAACUCCAAGUUCUCCUAG